CAGGCCGGCCGCGCCCCGUUCCCUUGGAGACAGGCAGACAGACAGGCCGAGGGCGGGAAGGCCUCCGCGGGCUUCAGGUUGGGCCCUGUCGUGGGAGAGGCGCCGACCCUGCCCAGGUUCGUGACUGGAGGGAGGCCUUGUGGGCGGAGUGCGUGUGAGGGCGUGAGGAGAGUCGGAAGAAGGCCUUCAUCCAUGACUGUGAGGAGAUCGAGAUCGAUCUCCACACGCACACCCCCUGCCCGCUUCUCCGGGCCUUCGGUGUGGCUCACGCCUCCAACCCCCACCUGGGCUCAAAGGGGGUCCCGAAGGGGUCUCCUAGGCUUGGAAGAGACCUCGCGGCCAUCCAGCCCAACCCCAUUCUGGCCACAUUCAAAGCACCCCCGACAGAUGGCCAUCCAGAGAAGGAGCCUCCGCCGCACUCCCUCCGCCGGGGCAGAGAGUUCCACUGCUGAACAGCUCGCACAGUCAGGAAGUUCUUCCUCAGGUUCAGGUGACUUCUGAACAAGUUAUAUGAAGAACACCUUGUGAGACCUUUGCCCGAGGAGUGCUCUAAGUCUAAAGUGACGUCAAAUUACUCAGCAAUGACAACAAGAAGAAAUAAGUAGUAGAAAGAUAUAUUUCAAGCGACAUACCAGUGGAAUUAACGGGGAGAUAAGAUUGUGCUAAAGAAAGAGAGGCUUGGGAAAGCGAGCAGAAGGCUACAGCAAUACAAACACUGUUCAGGAGGUUAUAUCUGUGAACCUCUGGCAUAAUAUUUGAAUUAUAAUUGUAAAAGAAUGGCAAGUCCUCCACCUCCCUAUCCUAGAUCACACACAGGGGAGAAGUUACAUCAGUGUACGGAAUGUGGAAAACAAUUUGUUAGGAAAAGUUCCCUUACUGUACAUGAACGGACCCACACAGGGGAGAAGCCGUAUAAAUGCAUGGAAUGUGGAGAAAGCUUCAGUCAGAGUAGCAGUCUACGUUCCCAUGAACGGGCUCAUACAGGGGAGAAGCCAUAUAAAUGCAUGGAAUGUGGAGAAAGCUUCAGUCAGAGUGGAAAUCUGCAUUCCCAUCAAAGGACCCACACAGGGGAGCAUCCCUAUAAAUGCAUGGAAUGUGGAAAAAGCUUCAGUCUGAAAAGAAAUCUGGAAUCCCAUCUAAGGACCCACACAGGGGAGAAGCCAUAUGAAUGCAUGGAAUGUGGAAAGAGCUUCAGUAACAGUAAUAAUCUGCGUUCCCAUCAAAAGAUCCACACAGGGGAGAAGCCACAUAAAUGCGUGGAAUGUGGAGAAAGCUUCAGUCGGAGUGGCAGCCUACGUUCCCAUUUAAGGAACCAUACAGGGGAGAAGCCAUAUACAUGCAUGGAAUGUGGAAAGAGCUUCAGGCAGAGUAGCAAUCUGCGUACCCAUCAAAGGACCCACACAGGGGAGAAGCCACAUGAGUGCUUGGAAUGUGGGGAGAGCUUCCGUCAGAUUGGACAUUUGCGUUCGCAUGAAAGGACCCACACUGGGGAGAAGCCAUAUAAAUGCAUGGGAUGUGGAGAAGGCUUCUGUCAGAGUGGCACUCUACGUUCCCAUCAAAGGACCCACAUAGGGGAGAAGCCAUAUACAUGCAUAAAAUGUGGGGAAAGUUUCAGUCAGAGUAACAAUCUGCAUUCAUAGAAUCAUAAAAUUGGAAGUGACCUCAUGGGCCAAGAAGCAGGAAAUUCACAUCUAAGUCAUAAAGAUGUUAAACAGAACUAGGCCCAGGACGGUACCCUGCUGAUGGCACUCCGCUCGUCACUUCUUUCCAGGAUGAAGAGGCAACAUUGGGGAGCACCCUUUGGGUUCAUUGUUUAACCAGUUAUAGAUCCACCCAACCAUAAUUUUGCCUCACCCACAUUGGACUAGUUUCCUUGCCACGAAGUCAUAGGGACCUUGUCAGACGCCUUACUGAAAUCCACGGCGUUCCCCGCAUCUACCCAGCUCGUAACUCUAUCAAAAAAAAAGAUCAGAUUAGUCUGGCAUGAUUUGUUUUUUAUAAAUCCAUGUUGACUAUUAGCAAUGACCACAUUUGUUUCUAAGUGUUUGCAGACCACUUCCUUAAUGAUCUUUUCCAGAAUCUUGCCUGGUAUCGACGUGAGGCUGAAUGGACGGUAAUUGUUCGGGUCAUCCUUUUUUCCCUUCUUGAAGAUAGGGACCACAUUUGGCCUCCUCCAAUCUGCUGGGGCUUCACCUGUUCUCCACGAACUCUCAAAGAAGAUUGCCAGGGGUUCCGAAAUAACUUCUGCUAGUUCCUUCAAUACUCUUGUAUGUAGUUGAUCUGGCCCUGGGGACUUAAAUUCGUUUAAAGCGGCCAGGUAUUCCUGGGUGACUUGUUUCCCUAUUUGGGGUCCUCCUCUGCAGGAGUCUACCGGAUACCAUGCAGCUGUGGACAAGUAUACAUAGGGACCACCAAACGCAGCAUUGCCCAAACACGAGUCAAAGAACAUGAAAGGCACUGCAGACUCACUCAACCAGAGAAAUCAGCCAUAGCAGAGCACCUGAUGAACCAACCUGGACACAGCAUAUUAUUUGAGAACACAAAAAUGCUGGACCAUUCCAACAACUAUCAUGUCAGACUACACAGAGAAGCCAUUGAAAUCCACAAGCAUGUGGACAAUUUCAACAGAAAGGAAGAAACCAUGAAAAUGAACAAAAUCUGGCUACCAGUAUUACAAAACUCCAAAAUCAAAACAGUAGAUGGGAACCAAAACUCUGAGGGCUUGACUGACAAAGGAUGCCCCCAGGCAAGAGACAAAAAACAUCUCCAAUGCUGAUUAGGGUGAUUAACUGAAACAUUAAUGCUGGCUCCCAGUGACAAAGGACCCUUGCCACACCCCAGACUCUACACAGAUAUAUAUAUUCUUUCCUUUCCUUACUUAGUUUAUCCAUACCUCACAUCCUCUGAGGAUGCCUGCCAUAGAUGUGGGCGAAACGUCAGGAGAGAAUGCUUCUGGAACAUGGCCACACAGCCCGAAAGACAUACAACAACUCUGUGAUCCCGGCCAUGAAAGCCUUCGACAACACAUGUGUUCAUGUAAUUACAGUAUAUUAUUUUAGCAGGACUCAAGACUUUAAAGGUAAAGGAUGUAAGGUUUAAAGGUAAAGGACUCAAUACUUUAAAGGUAUGGUCUUGGCUUAUCUUGUGUUCCUCCGACUUUAUACGGGCUUAGGGCUUUAUAGGUAAUAACCAGCACUUUGUGUUUAGCCCAGGAGCGGAUGGACAGACAGUGGUUCUCUGCCUUUAUGGUGCUCCAGAAAUUAACUUGGCUGCGGAUCUCUGAACAGUUGAAGCUUCCGAACUAUCUUCAAAGGCAGCCCCACGUAGAGAGCGUGGCAGUGGUCCAGGCUGGAUGUAACCGGACUCAUUAAUCAGUUGAGAUGGACAAAUUAACUAAGUUGAUGAAGAAUAAAACAGCAUUUAGAGGAAUAGAGGUAAAAAUCAUAUAGUGAAUGAGAUGUUUAUAGACUAGUGUUCAUUGUCCGUUAGUUUUGAUCUUAUUGUACAAGACGUGUGUCCUUGUUCGCUUUAUAUUUGUUAAGUAGUACUUCUAAAAUUGGACCAAAAUGAUAAUUUGUGUAAAAAAAUUCAAUACCAAAAUUGUAAUUUACAUAAGCAUGCUUUAUUUUGUUUCUGUUGUUUUUUUGUCUUUGAAUAAAAAUGGUUUAUUCUA
Messenger RNA from Anolis carolinensis (green anole), 3673 nucleotides. RefSeq names its product zinc finger protein 239-like. The record is from RefSeq and is a predicted model, not a curated record. The transcript is spliced from 2 exons. Lineage: Eukaryota; Metazoa; Chordata; Lepidosauria; Squamata; Anolidae. The coding region runs from base 777 to 1640 and encodes 287 amino acids.